AUGUCAGAUUCUGAACCUGCUGCAAAACGACUCUCCCUUGGCUCUAAACGCUCUUUGUCUUCUAUAAUAGCGUCUGUAUCUCCUACUCCAUUGGGCAAAAAAAAUGCAUCCAGAAAAAUAUCAAAGAAUAAUUUUAAGUCCCCAUUAAAUCUCGUGCAAAAAGACCCAGGAAUUAAAGCCAUGAUCGAAAAACAGCAACAAUUAGAAAAGGAUAUAGAGAAUACGAAGGACAAUAUUCGAAAGAUUAAAUUAUUAUUGGCUUAUCAAGAAAAGCAAACUUCAUUUCUUGAAGAUGCAGGAUUUUCAAAUUCUUGGAAUGCAAAUUGGGGAUGGGAAGAAGGGGACGAGCAACAACGAAGAUGUAAUUCAGAUCAAGAUGAUGAGAAUUACUGUGAACAACCAGACGAUGUAGAACAGAAAGACACGAUGAAAUAUAUGCUUAAGAAAAUGGGAAUUGAUCUUGAUCUGAUCAAGUGGAAUGAAGAUGAUGAAUGUUUCGAGGAUUGA
This is a messenger RNA of Cetraspora pellucida, 507 nucleotides long. The record is from the annotation of a GenBank genome assembly. NCBI's taxonomy places the organism in Eukaryota, Fungi, Glomeromycota, Glomeromycetes, Diversisporales, Gigasporaceae.